Molecule: messenger RNA, 710 nt
Organism: Tupaia belangeri chinensis (Chinese tree shrew)
Lineage: Eukaryota; Metazoa; Chordata; Mammalia; Scandentia; Tupaiidae
Product: hemoglobin subunit zeta
Exons: 3
Coding region: 207-635 (142 amino acids)
Biological process (GO): oxygen transport; hydrogen peroxide catabolic process
Cellular component (GO): haptoglobin-hemoglobin complex; blood microparticle; hemoglobin complex
Molecular function (GO): oxygen binding; oxygen carrier activity; peroxidase activity
Source: RefSeq, a predicted model, not a curated record
CCUGUGACCCCCCAGCCCCCAGGCCCUGACUGCCCACUGCCCCUGGAUCUGAUAAGAGUCCCCACCCCAGCGGCCUCCUCCCCUCUGCUGACCAAUGGCCACAGCCUGGCUGGACCCCAGCUCCCCGCAUAUAAGGGGGCCCUGGGGGCUCAGUGCCACCGAGGCCGGCCCGAGCACCCCAGCUCGUCACCCACCCAGCCACCACCAUGUCUCUGACCAAGACGGAGAGGACCAUCAUCGUGACCAUGUGGGGCAAGAUCUCCUCACAGGCCGACGCCAUCGGUGCAGAGACCCUGGAGAGGCUCUUCCUCAGCUACCCGCAGACCAAGACCUACUUCCCGCACUUCGACCUGCACCCCGGGUCGGCGCAGCUGCGCGCACACGGCUCCAAGGUGGUGGCCGCCGUGGGCGACGCGGUCAAGAGCAUCGACAACGUCGCGGGCGCGCUGGCCAAGCUCAGCGAGCUGCACGCCUACAUCCUGCGCGUGGACCCGGUCAACUUCAAGCUGCUGUCCCACUGCCUGCUGGUCACCGUGGCCGCGCGCUUCCCCGCCGAGUUCACGGCCGAGGCCCACGCCGCCUGGGACAAGUUCCUGUCCGUCGUGUCCUCCGUCCUGACCGAGAAGUACCGCUGAGCGCCCCGGACCGGACCGCGCUGCGUGCGCCCGCCCCGCCUCCCGCCGGAGCCCCAAGCUCCGACCCUUCCUGCG